Molecule: messenger RNA, 5103 nt
Organism: Magnolia sinica
Lineage: Eukaryota; Viridiplantae; Streptophyta; Magnoliopsida; Magnoliales; Magnoliaceae
Product: protein CHROMATIN REMODELING 8-like
Exons: 7
Coding region: 169-4335 (1388 amino acids)
Biological process (GO): transcription-coupled nucleotide-excision repair
Cellular component (GO): nucleus
Molecular function (GO): ATP-dependent chromatin remodeler activity; ATP binding
Source: RefSeq, a predicted model, not a curated record
CGCGCGAAUCGCUUUAUAUUUCUCUACCGCGAGGCCACUCCAGAAAUUCCAUCGGCUCCUCCGACUGAGAGAGAGAGGGAGGGGGAGGGAGGAAUCCUCGCCAAUCUGAGAUUUCGGUUGCUCAUCUUUGGUGGUGUCAUUUAGAAAUGAGAUAAUCAAGGUAAAUCCAUGGAGGAAGAGGAGGAUAAGCUCCUAUUAAGUAGUCUGGGUGUCACAUCUGCGAAUCCUGAAGAUAUUGAGCGCGGCAUACUAACAGAGGUGAAAAAUGAUGCUGGAGGCAGAAAUGAAGCUACAGAGAGCACUGUAGAGCAGUUUCUUGAUGAAGAACAUGGGACUGAACCAUCAGCUACAGCCCGAGACAAACUUUUUAAUAAACUGAGGGCAGUAGAAGUUGAAAUAGAUGCUGUUGCAGCCAGUGUUAAACAGGCACGGAAUAUUGCAAGAAAUGAAAACAAUACUUCAGAUAGUACUGAUAAUAGGGUGGAGGGAGAUUUAGAUGACAGCAAAAAUGCUGUUCAAGAUUCUGUCAGUGGUUUAAACCUUCAACAUGCUUUAGCUGCUGACCGUCUAAGAAGCCUUAAGAAAACAAAGGCCCAACUCCAGAAAGAUCUUAGUGAGUUGCAUAAGAAUGAUUCAAUUGAGGGUGUUGGGAAUGAGAAGCUUCUUGACAAGUUGGUUAGGGAAGAGACGAAGCAAAAGCGAAGGUUGAAAGAAAUAAAACCUACUGGCAAAGGCUCAAAAAAGAGGCAGAAAUCAGUUGCAUUUGACGAGGAUGUUGAUUUUGAUGCCGUGUUGGAUGCAGCAUCUGCAGGAUUUAUUGAAACGGAAAGGGAUAAGUUGGUACGCAAGGGUGUUUUAACUCCUUUUCAUAAACUCAAAGGCUUUGAACGCCGUCUCCAACAACCGGGACCAUCGAAUAGGCAUGGCGAGCCUGAGGAAGACUUGAGUGAGAAUCUUAUUUCCACCACUAUCGCUAAGGCUGCUCGAUCAAUCUCAGAGAUUGCAAAAGCUCGCCCAACAACCAAAUUGCUCGAUGCAAGUGCCUUACCCAAACUUGAAGCACCUACCCAUCCUUUUCGCAGGCUGAAAACACCUCUCAAGCUACUAGUGUCUCCAGGUGCUGAGAAUUCAGAGGGUAAGAACCGCAAGAUAAGUAAGCGGAAAAGGCCAUUACCUGACAAGAAAUGGAGAAAGGCAGCGUCACAGGAAGAGAAACUUCUUGAAGGAACUGAAGAAGAUGCAGGGGAACACUCUAUCCACUCUGAUUAUGAGGAAGAAAAUCAAGCAGACGUCGAAGAUGCGGACAUCAAUGAGCCAACAUCUGUAACACUUGAAGGAGGGCUAAAAAUCCCAGAAACGAUCUUCACCGAACUCUUUGACUAUCAAAAAGUGGGAGUACAGUGGCUAUGGGAGUUGCAUUGCCAAAGAGCCGGCGGGAUUAUCGGUGAUGAAAUGGGUUUGGGCAAGACCAUUCAGGUGUUAUCUUUCCUUGGAGCUUUGCAUUUCAGUAAAAUGUAUAAGCCCAGCAUCAUUAUCUGUCCUGUGACUCUUUUGCGACAGUGGAGAAGGGAAGCUCGAAAAUGGUAUCCAAGCUUUCGUGUUGAGAUUCUGCAUGAUUCUGCUCAGAUUCCUGUGAAUAAAAAGAAGCAAGCAAAAUCUGGCGAAAGUGAUGAAGAAACUGAUGGUUCAUUGGAUAGUGAUAGUGAAAGAACUCUGCCUAACAAAGGCACUAAAAAGUGGGAUUUCUUGAUCAAUCGUGUUUUGAGAUCGGAAUCAGGUUUGCUUAUUACUACCUACGAGCAACUCCGGAUACUUGGCGAGAAGUUGCUUGAUAUAGAAUGGGGGUAUGCUAUCUUGGACGAAGGUCACCGUAUCCGAAACCCCAAUGCGGAAAUUACCCUAGUUUGUAAACAGCUUCAGACAGUGCAUCGUAUUAUCAUGACGGGUGCACCAAUUCAAAACAAGCUGAGUGAGUUAUGGUCGCUUUUUGACUUUGUCUUUCCUGGGAAGUUGGGUGUCUUACCAGUAUUUGAGACUGAAUUCGCUGUUCCUAUAUCGGUUGGUGGGUAUGCAAAUGCAACCCCAUUACAAGUGUCCACAGCCUACAGGUGUGCGGUAGUUUUACGUGACAUGAUAAUGCCAUACCUCCUUCGACGUAUGAAGGCGGAUGUGAAUGCUCAGCUUCCGAAGAAAACCGAGCAUGUUCUUUUUUGCAGCUUGACUGCAGAGCAGCGGUCUGCAUAUCGAGCAUUUCUUGCUAGCUCUGAGGUGGAACAAAUAUUUGAUGGAAAUAGAAACUCACUAUAUGGAAUUGAUGUCAUGCGUAAGAUUUGCAACCAUCCUGAUCUGCUUGAAAGAGAGCACUGUGCCAACAAUCCUGACUAUGGGAAUCCGGAGCGCAGUGGAAAAAUGAAAGUGGUUGAGCAAGUACUUAAGGUGUGGAAGGAACAAGGUCACCGUGUUCUUUUUUUCGCGCAGACCCAACAAAUGCUGGACAUUCUUGAGAAAUUCCUGAUGGCAGGUGGCUAUACCUACCGGCGGAUGGAUGGGCUCACUCCCGUAAAACAACGAAUGUCUCUAAUAGAUGAAUUCAAUAACUCGACUGAUGUGUUUAUUUUCAUUCUUACUACUAAAGUUGGUGGACUGGGGACAAAUUUGACUGGUGCCAAUAGGGUGAUCAUAUUCGAUCCUGACUGGAACCCUUCGACGGAUAUGCAGGCAAGAGAACGUGCUUGGCGAAUUGGUCAGACACGGGAUGUUGUGGUUUAUAGACUGAUUACCCGUGGAACAAUAGAGGAGAAGGUAUACCACAGGCAAAUCUACAAGCAUUUCCUAACCAAUAAGAUACUGAAGAACCCACAACAGAGAAGGUUCUUUAAAGCUAGAGACAUGAAAGAUCUCUUCACUUUGCAAGAUGAUGGCGAGGGUGGUUCUACUGAAACAUCAACUAUUUUCGGUCAGUUGUCUGAUGAUGUAAAUGUUGGUGUUCACGACAACAAGGUAGAUAAACUGGAAUCCUCAACUGCUGUAAUACAUACAGACAAUGCUGCACUUAGUGAAAGAACCAAUUCUUCAAAACAUGGAACAAGAAAGGGGAAAGAGAAGGCUGAAGAAAGUGAUGGUGAAGUAGACGAAGAAACUAAUGUGUUGAAGAGUCUUUUUGAUGCUCAAGGGAUUCAUAGUGCCAUGAACCACGAUGUGAUUAUGAAUGCCAACGAUGGAGAGAAGAUGAGGCUUGAGGAACAAGCUAACCAAGUUGCAAAAAGGGCGGCUGAAGCCUUACGAAAGUCACGGAUGCUUCGCAGCCAAGAGGUUGUAUAUGUUCCAACAUGGACCGGUAGAUCUGGGGCGGCUGGCGCCCCAUCAUCCGUCCGUAAGAAGUUUGGGUCUACCGUAAAUUCUCGACUUCUCAGUUCUACAAAACCACCAGAAGGUUCUUCUUCAGGCGGUGGGACAAGUAAGCUUUAUGGUCUCGCGGCUGGAGCCUCUACCGGCAAGGCCUUAUCUUCGGCUGAACUAUUGGCCAGAAUUCGAGGGACCCAAGAAAGAGCGGUGCGUGAUGGGCUUGAACAUCAGGUCAGGUCGGCCUCUGAUUCUCAUCAUGGAGCACAACCUAAGCUUUAUGGUCUCGCGGCUGGAGCCUCUACUGGCAAGGCCUUAUCUUCGGCUGAACUAUUGGCCAGAAUUCGAGGGACCCAAGAAAGAGCAGUGCGUGAUGGGCUUGAACGUCAGGUCGGGUCGGCCUCUGAUUUUAAUCAUGGAGCACAACCUAAGCUUUAUGGUCUCGCGGCUGGAGCCUCUACUGGCAAGGCCUUAUCUUCGGCUGAACUAUUGGCCAGAAUUCGAGGGACCCAAGAAAGAGCGGUGGGUGAUGGGCUUGAACGUCAGGUCGGGUCAGCCUCUGAUUCUAAUCAUGGAGCACAGCCUAAGCUUUAUGGUCUCGCGGCUGGAGCCUCUACCGGCAAGGCCUUAUCUUCGGCUGAACUAUUGGCCAGAAUUCGAGGGACCCAAGAAAGAGUGGUGGGUGUUGGGCUUGAACGUCAGGUCGGGUCAGCCUCUGAUUCUAAUCAUGGAGCACAACCUACAGCAGAUGGCGGGCCAUCUAAGGCCUCCCAUAAAACACAUUCAGUGCCAGAGGUCUUGACUGGCCAGCUUUGUACAUUCAUACAGUUAGUGGGUGGAAGUACCACUACAGCUGCUAUAGUGAAGCAUUUCAAAGACAAGAUACCCUCCAAAGAUCUGCCCUUGUUUAAGGAUCUUCUCAAGGAGAUAGCCACAUUGAAGAAGGACUCUAAUGGAGGUACUUGGUUCCUGAAACCAGAGUAUAAAAAAUAGCUAUCUCUUCAAGUCACAGAUUUUGGCCUCAUUAUGAUAGUUUUCCAGUCUUAUCCGCCAUCCUAGAAAUUAUCACUCAACUACGGUGUUUUCCCUGGGCAUUAAACUGGUUUGAAGAUCUUGCAAACACCGAAAAGGCACAUGACAGUUGCACGCGGUAAGUUGCAGUUGGUCUAUCUCUGUGAAUGAGGGAAUGCUAAGCAGACGCUCAUUUGCAAUCGCGAAACUGAAGCACCACACAUAUGCCAAAGUGGCACACAUGCCAGACCUGUGCUGUUCAUCAGGUGGUUCCUAUAGAGUAUCAGCCCUUACAGGACAGGCUGGCCACUUGUUAGGUGAGCCAGAUGCAGUACGAGAAAACCGAAUUGUUGAAAACGGAUAACCAACACUUUACAUCCAACAUGCAUUUGGGGCCCAACCUGAUAACUGGACCUCAGACAGUUCAGCCUGAUAUUUGGGCCAGUGCAUAUUCACCACAGGAUGUGACUUGUGAACGGCCUGGAUCUUGCACAAGCCUGCCACUUUUGCAUAAGUAGAGCACUUGGGUUGUCACUCGCAGAUACGUGCUCUUGUUUGCUUGCCAUUUUUGCACCAUAGUAGUGGUCUAGCAGCCGAAGCAUUUCUUUUUGUACACAUUUAAAAUUCUUUUGUUCUUGAGGAGAAAGAAUCUGCAUUUUGUUCUUUGUACUCCAGAAUAUUUUUAUUAAUUGUAAACUAUAGGGUCUAGAAUUUGAGAAAAGCGUUACAUACACUCCCCAUUUAUGUUUC